CCCGGGGCACUGAGCCCGGUCCUGUCUCCACAGCCAUGGCUGCCAUCCGGAAGAAGCUGGUGAUCGUGGGGGAUGGGGCCUGCGGGAAGACCUGCCUGCUGAUCGUCUUCAGCAAGGACGAGUUCCCGGAGGUCUACGUGCCCACCGUCUUCGAGAACUACGUGGCGGACAUCGAGGUGGACAGCAAGCAGGUGGAGCUGGCCCUGUGGGACACGGCCGGCCAGGAGGACUACGACCGCCUGCGGCCGCUCUCCUACCCGGACACCGACGUGAUCCUCAUGUGCUUCUCGGUGGACAGCCCGGACUCGCUGGAGAACAUCCCGGAGAAGUGGGUGCCCGAGGUCAAGCACUUCUGCCCCAACGUGCCCAUCAUCCUGGUGGCCAACAAGAAGGACCUGCGCAAUGACGAGCACGUCCGCAACGAGCUGGCCCGCAUGAAGCAGGAGCCCGUGCGCACGGAGGACGGGCGGGCCAUGGCCGUGCGCAUCCAGGCCUACGACUACCUGGAGUGCUCGGCCAAGACCAAGGAAGGCGUCCGCGAGGUCUUCGAGACGGCCACCCGCGCCGCCCUGCAGAAGCGCUACGGCGCCCCGAGCGGCUG
This is a messenger RNA of Pelodiscus sinensis (Chinese soft-shelled turtle), 601 nucleotides long. The record is from RefSeq and is a predicted model, not a curated record. Lineage: Eukaryota; Metazoa; Chordata; Testudines; Trionychidae.